AUGCAGGGCUGUUUUUAAGCGAAAGAAUCCCUAACUGACAUAUUUGAUUAAAUAAAAGAUGUAGACUAAUAAAUAUUUGGGGUCAUUUUAGAAAUAUUAAGAAAAGAAAAAGUGUAAGACUUAAUUGGAUUUCUAUCAGACUUUGGGAAUUAAAGAUUAUUAGAAUCAUCAAUUUAGCAACAAGGAGAGAAAUUAAAACUACGUGAUAAGCAAUAGAAAUGGUCUGUUGGAAGAAAAGACUUGGAGUAAAUUUCAAAUGUUUUAAGAAAAUUAAAAGAUCAUGAGUUCAAUUACAAAGACUUUUCCUCUGAAGAAAAUGAAGAAUCAACAUUAAGUCUAAUUAAUACUAUCAAGGAUAAUAGUAAAAUCAUUGAUCUUUUGUAAUUUUUAGUUCACCUCACAUCUAUUGAUGAAUCAAUAAUAUAGGGUGGAUCUAAUUCAUUACAUUUAUUAGUUUAGAUGAAGGUAGACCUUAGUGAAAUCAAUUUUAAUAACAUAAAAAUCUAAAAUACUUCUUUGGUGGGAGGUAAUUUUGUAAGGUGCAAUUUUAGUGGAUCCUAAUUUAAUAAUAUCAACAUAAGUGGAAUAAAUCUGAAUGGAGCAUAAUUAUUUGAUUGUAUAUGGAAAGACUUAAGAAUCCAUGAAUUGCACAAAUUUAAUGGUCAUACUGGAGCUGUAUAAUCAGUUUGUUUCUCUCCUGAUGGAAAUAAAUUAGCUUCGGGGAGUGAUGAUAGCUCUAUUCGUAUUUGGGAUGUCAAAACGGGAUAAUAAUCCUAAUUGGAUGGUCAUGAUUAUUGUAUCAACUCUGUUUGUUUCUCUCCUGAUGGAAAUACUUUAGCCUCUGGAAGUGCUGAUUGGUUUGUCUUCUUAUGGGAUUCUAAAACAAGAAAAAUAAAAGCCAAAUUAAAUGGUCAUACUGGAUCUGUGUAAUCAGUUUGUUUCUCUCCUGAUGGAAAUACAUUAGUUUCUGGUAGUAUAGAUAACUCUAUUCGUCUUUGGGAUGUCGGAACUGGAUUAUAAAAAGUCUAAUUGGAUGGUCAUGAUGAUGCUGUUACAUCAAUCUGUUUCUCUCCUGAUGGAAAUAUAUUAGCUUCUAGUAGUUAUGAUUUGUCUAUCCGUCUUUGGGAUGUCAAAACAGGAUAAUAAAAAGCCAAAUUGGAUGGUCAUACUAGUACUGUCUACUCAGUCUGUUUUUCUCCUGAUGGAAAAACAUUAGCUUCUGGUAGCAAUGAUAAGUCUAUCCGAUUAUGGGAUGUUUAGGAAGAAAAUUAAAUUUCAUCGACUGACAAACAAUAAAAAGAUAUUCUAGCUGAAUUAAAAACACCACUUUUUUUCAAUAAUCUUCUACAAGGUAUCAAUUUGAUUAUUAUUUUUAGAAUCCAAAAAUAUUACAAUUUUACGAAUAUCUAAAACACCAUUAUUUUAAGCAUAAGGAGCUUUGAUCAUGAAAGGAGAUUUUAUCGACUAUUAGGGAUACGAUUUAAGAUAAUUAUUAAAAUCAAAAGGAUGCUGCUUUUAAGAAGACUUUAAGUAAAAGUAAUUCUUUUUCAAUAUUACAAUCAUAAUUAAAUUUAUAACUCGCGUUUUUAUUAAUUAUUUCUUUAUUAGAUUUUACUAUUCAUCUUCACUUCUAGGGAAUAUUUUUUGGGACUUUAUAAAAACUGUUAUCGAUUAAAAUUGA
This is a messenger RNA of Paramecium primaurelia, 1681 nucleotides long. The record is from the annotation of a GenBank genome assembly. NCBI's taxonomy places the organism in Eukaryota, Ciliophora, Oligohymenophorea, Peniculida, Parameciidae.